AUGUUUCCAAAAGCUCGCAGCAUCUUAUUUUCUUCCUCAUCCUCUUCCUCUAUCUCUUAGCUACUAACAAUACAGAAAGAUGACUGGGUUUCUUGUUAUAGCCCUUCUGCUGUGUCUUCUCAAAGAUGGAAUGUACAAGGCCACGGCGUGGGAUGAUAAAGACUUCUUCAGCUACUGUCCGCCAUCUCGCUGCAGCGAACAUGGGCCGGAGAUCAGGUUCCCUUUCCGGCUUGAAUCCAGCAAUACAUCAUCAUUAUGCGGAGCACCAUGCAUGAAGCUAGCAUGCUCUGGCGAGGACACCAUUCUGCUUCACCCAGCUCUUGCCGCAUACAAAGUGACCGCAAUAGAUUACAGGCGUUCUACCCUGACGAUAACGCCUCCUGUAAACUCCCCUCCCUGCCACUUGAUUGCCAAGCUCAUGUCCAUGUCAGCAAGUAUACCGUCCGACCCUUGCUCUAUAUUCUCCGAUCAAUUUGCAGCCAUAGUAUGCUGUUCAAGAAAGUCCACACCAAGCACGAGUGCUGGCGAUUAUAUCCUUGGCCCAAUCUCUUGCCUUAGCAACACAACACACUUCUCGUAUCUGGUGGAUACUGAUCAAUACAUGUCUGUUCUUCCGUUGGACUGUAAGGUCAUCUCAGAUGGCAUGAUUCGAAUGCCACGUAUCAUGCUAGAUAUCGUGUCAGAUACCACCACAGAGUUCAAGGAAAUAGCAGAAAGAAUCACCAACGUUACUGAGAUGACUGUCAGUUGGGAUCGUUAUGAACUUGGAAUUCCCUACAAUUGCACAGAGUGUGAAAAUCAUGGGCGACGCUGCGCAUUUAGCUCACAGAUGAACCAAACAUUCUGCAUGCGUCACGGUUCACACGUCAAAGUCAUUGCAGCUACAUCAUCGGUAGCCGCACUAGUUGUCCUAUUGUUGAUGGUGGCCAGUGCACUCUAUCUUUCACUAAAGAGAAGAUAUAACGAAGAGAUACACUUGAAGGUUGAAAUGUUCCUCAAGACAUAUGGCACGUCGAAACCCACAAGGUACACAUUCUCUGAAGUUAAGAAGAUAGCAAGGCGAUUCAGGGAAAAAAUAGGCCAAGGUGGAUUUGGAAGUGUAUACAAAGGUGAGCUACCAAAUGGAGUGCCUGUGGCAGUCAAAAUGCUAGAGAACUCUACAGGAGAGGGAGAAGACUUCAUCAAUGAAGUUGCAACGAUAGGACUAAUCCACCAUGCGAAUAUUGUGCGCCUCCUGGGCUUUUGCUCUGAAGGAACAAGACGUGCCCUUAUUUAUGAAUUCAUGCCCAACGAGUCAUUGGAGAAAUACAUAUUCUUGCCGGAUUCUAGUACUUCUAAAGAACUACUGCCAAACAAAAUGGUAGAUGUCGCUUUAGGCAUUGCCCGAGGAAUGGAAUACCUACAUCAAGGAUGCAGUAAGCGCAUCCUCCACUUUGACAUCAAGCCUCACAACAUUCUGCUAGACUACAACUUCAAUCCUAAGAUCUCAGACUUUGGCCUUGCAAAACUGUGUGCAAGGGAUCAAAGCAUUGUUACCUUGACGGCAGCAAGAGGCACUAUGGGCUAUAUUGCACCAGAGCUAUAUUCUCGGAAUUUUGGAGGCGUAUCCUACAAGUCCGAUGUUUACAGUUUUGGCAUGCUAGUGUUAGAAAUGGUGAGUGGAAUGAGAAACUCAGACCCAAGUGUUGAGAGUCCAAAUGAGAUUUACCUCCCAGAAUGGAUCUUUGAGAAAGUAAUUACCGGGCAGGACUUGGUACUUGCUAGGGAAAUGACAGAAGAGAAAGAAAAGGUGAGGCAGCUGGCAAUUGUGGCACUAUGGUGCAUUCAAUGGAACCCAAAGAACCGACCCUCAAUGACAAAGGUGGUAAACAUGUUAACAGGGCGGUUGGAGAAUCUACAGAUUCCCCCAAAGCCUUUUGUCUCAUCUGAAAGUCAUACUAUGGCGUAAAACAUGGAGGGCACACAACAAUGGCUUAGCGAAUAUUUGAGAGAUAAACUUUGUUCCUACUGUGUUGCAUAAUAAUGCAUAGCACUAGCAUGCAAUGUAUUUCAGUCUUUCCACUGUAUUAGCACCUGAUGCAUGAAUAAUUGGUGGUCACAAAUGUAAUACCGCUUGUUAUUUGCAUUAUAUCAGAUUCACAUUGGACUUGAGCUGUAAUCUAAUAGUUCAAAGACAAUAUUUUUUAAAUUUCCA
Phragmites australis (common reed) is the source of this 2194-nucleotide messenger RNA. Its product is annotated as rust resistance kinase Lr10-like. Bases 80 to 1948 code for a protein of 622 amino acids. The record is from RefSeq and is a predicted model, not a curated record. The transcript has 3 exons. Gene Ontology annotation, biological process: protein phosphorylation. Lineage: Eukaryota; Viridiplantae; Streptophyta; Magnoliopsida; Poales; Poaceae. Gene Ontology annotation, molecular function: polysaccharide binding; ATP binding; protein kinase activity.